CCUCGCUGGUCCCUGCCUCGGAGAGACCUUUUGGGUUUCCGAGGACAGACCAGGGAGUCCCAGCUCCCUUUGGGGGAUUUGCCUCCGGGGCAUUUCUGGCCCACUGAGCCUGUAAAGACGAACCUUCGAAAGGAUGGGUUGGGGCCUGAGGCGGGCUUUUCUCAGGCAGUGUUUGAGGCAGCCCCAAUGGGGUCCUCUGGGGGCCUUCAGGCCUUUGAACUGCGGUGGCGGGCGGGCUCACUGUAUUCUGUACUCCUCAGGGUAGGGGCCGCCAUCACCAUGGCCACGGCUGCGAGUCGGCCCUGCGCCGGCGGGUCGCGGGACAUCCUUUGGCGCGUUUUGGGCUGGAGGAUAGUUACAAGUAUUGUCUGGUCAGUGCUGCUUCUGCCCAUCUGUACCACAGUAUAUGUACUCGUCAGCAGCAUUGAUUUAUUUCAUCCUAUACAGUGGCUGUCUGAUUCUUUCAGUGGUCUGUAUAGUUCCUAUAUUAUAUUUUACCUUCUGCUGCUAUCAGUGGUAAUAGUAAUAAUAAGUAUUUUCAAUGUGGAGUUCUAUACAGUCGUGCCUUCCAUUCCCUGCUCAAGACUGGCCCUGAUAGGGAAGAUCAUUCAUCCUCAGCAGCUCAUGCACUCAUUUGUUCAUGCUGCGAUGGGAAUGAUGAUGGCUUGGUGUGCUGCGGUGAUAACCAAGGGUCCGUACAGCUUUCUUGUGGUUCCCUGCACUGGUACUGAGAGCUUAGAUGGCCCUGCUGCACAAACCUGUUUAAAUGAAUAUCACCUUUUUUUCCUCCUGGCUGGAGCAUUUAUGGGCUAUAGCUAUAGCCUCCUGUAUUUUAUAAACAACAUGAACUAUCUUCCAUUUCCCAUCAUACAGCAAUACAAAUUCUUGCGCUUCAGGAGGUCUCUGCUCUUGCUAGUUAAGCAUAGUUGUGUGGAAUCAUUGUUCCUGCUUAGAAAUUUCUGCAUUGUGUAUUAUUUUCUUGGCCAUAUUCCCAAAGCUUGGAUUAGCACUGCUAUGGACCUUCAGUUAGAUGAGCAGUUUCAUAGGCCUCUUGACACUGUGAGUGGCCUCUUGAAUCUCUCAUUACUCUAUCAUGUCUGGCUGUGUGGUGUCUUUCUGCUGAUGACUUGGUACAUCUCAUGGAUACUCUUCAAAAUCUAUGCCACAGAGGCCCAUCUGUUUCCUGUUCAGCCACCAUUUUCAGAAGAGUCAGAUGAAUGCCUCCCAAAAGUUUUAAACAGCAGUCCUCCCCUCAUCAUAAAGUAUUUGGCCUUGCAGGACCUGAUGUUGCUUUCUCAAUAUUCUCCUUCACGAAGACAAGAAGUUUUCAGCCUUAGCCAACCAGGUGGCCAUCCGCACAAUUGGACAGCCAUCUCAAGGGAGUGUUUGAAUCUUUUAAAUGAUAUGACGCAGAAGCUUGUACUCUACCAAGAAGCUGCUGCCACGAAUGGGAGAGUGAUGUCUUCAUCCUACGCGGGGGAACCGAAGCAAUUGGAUUCUCCAGAAGAAACUACUUUUCAGACCCCCAAACCUAGCCAGGUGCCUCGGCCUUCGGUGCCAUCGUUAAUUAAGACAUCACUGUUUUCCUCAAAAUUAUCUACACCUGAUGUUGCAAGUCCCCUGGCAACCCCGUUUGGCUCUAGUGUAGUGAAUCGGAUGGCUGGAAUUUUUGAUGUAAACACCUGCUAUGGGUCACCUCAAAGUCCUCAGCUUACAAGAAGAGGGCCGAGAUUAUGGACUUCGGCUGCUGAUCAGCAAAUGACUGAAUUUUCUAAUCCUUCUCCAUCUACCUCUGUUAGUGCUGAGGGUAAAACAGUGAGACAGCCCAGUGUGAUUUAUUCAUGGAUUCAGAAUAAACGUGAACAGAUCAAGAAUUUCUUAUCAAAACGGGUGCUGAUCAUGUAUUUUUUCAGUAAGCACCCGGAAGCCUCCAUUCAGGCUGUUUUUUCAGAUGCCCAAAUGCACAUUUGGGCAUUAGAAGGUCUGUCUCACUUAGUAGCAGCAUCAUUUACAGAAGAUAGAUUUGGAGUUGUCCAGACGACACUACCAGCCAUUCUCAAUACUUUGUUGACGCUGCAAGAGGCAGUUGACAAGUACUUCAAGCUUCCUCAUGCUUCCAGUAAACCACCGCGGAUUUCAGGAAGCCUGGUGGACACUUCCUAUAAAACAUUAAGGUUUGCCUUUAGAGCAUCACUAAAAACUGCUAUCUAUCGAAUAACUACGACAUUCGGUGAACAUCUAAAUGCUGUGCAAGCAUCUGCAGAACAUCAGAAAAGACUUCAACAGUUCUUGGAGUUCAAAGAAUAGUUAAGUAAUAUAAACUGUGUUCAUUACACUGCUGAUACAACUACAGAUGGGACAGUAAAUGUUCAGCAUUCUUGGAUCAGAAGAAAAUGGACUAAUUAGAUGCUUCCUUUGUCGUGGUGGUUGCUUUGAAAACUAUACUUUAAUGGGAGAAAUCAUGGAAAUUCUCAGCAGAAUAACCAAAAGCUGCCUUUUCUGUACCGAUUGCUUUUUGUCUGUGUGGUAUAAUAAAAUCUUUAUUCAAUUUUACAGAAGCAUCUAUGGCAGUAGAAAUGUUUGUAGCUUAUAUAGCUUCGUAAUAAUAACUAGGACACUUUUAGGAUUUACGUUGGAGAGCAGUAAAGCCAGUUCAGAAAGUGAAAUGGAUUGACUUGAUCCAGUCCUUCCUGGAAAUACGUAAACUUUUGGGGGGUAGUUUCUGUUUACUGAAGAAUAAAAAAGGUAACAGUGGAGGAAAAGUCACAGAAAGUAUUGUCCAAAGGACAUAUUUUGUUAAUCUGUUAGGUUGUGUUUUUGUUUCCAGGGACAAAUUAAAUUUGCAUGAUGGUCCAAAAAGGUCUCAAUUUACAGAUGCUAACUCUGUAUAAAGGAAUGUGGAAAAAUUCGGUUCUUAAGUUACAAGGUUAAACAUUCGCAUUUGGUUUUCAAAAGACAGUUGACUAAUGUCUAUGAAUUUAUUUUAUAUCCUGCUAGUAAAUAAUAAGUGUAUGGGUAUUUUCUCAACGAGUUUUGCUUUCUUUUUCUGGAACAAAACAUUAAGCAAUUGCCAAGUUUUUCAAGUGAGAGAAAAAGUUUUGCAAGGAAAACCAGUAAGCACCCUUUUUUUCCCCUACCCUCAUCUUCAUUAUAUCAAAUUAUUUUCUGAAGCUUAAUUGAUCUCACAGAAGCCAGCAACCUUUGCAGUGUAAACUAGAUAGCUGAGAUAUAUGAGGAAAAUCUUCACAGCCAGAAGCAAUUUAGCCAUCAAAUAGCAAGUGAAACCGAAACGUCAGAGGGGUUACUGUCCUCAGGAGUAUGUUGUAUGUCCCAAAAGGUAAUCGUAUAAUUUAUUAGAUCAACUUCUUUGAAGAGGAAAGAUUAAAAAUUCUGCUGGUAGAUAUUCCCUGGACUAGCUUUGAACUGAAAUGCUCCCUUGUAAUUCUUUUCAUAUUAUCUUUUUCCUCAAAGUCAGCACAAUACUAUAUAUGAAUCUUUUUUUUUUUUUUUUUUUUUUUUUUUUUUGUCUUUUUAGGGCCGCACUCAAGGCAUAUGGAGGUUCCCGGGCUAGAGGUCUAAUCGGAGCUGUAGCGGCAGGCCUACACCACAGCCACUGCAACUCAGGAUCCGAGCCGCGUCUUCGACCUACACCACAGCUCACGGCAACGCCGGAUCCUUGACCCACUGAGGCCAGGGAUGGAACCCGCACCCUCAUGGUUCCUAGUCGAAUUUGUUAACCACUGAGCCAUGAUGGGAACUCCUAUAUAUGAAUCUUUAAUGUGGUAUAUAUUUCAACCAACUGUCUGAUUACUUGAUGUAUUAUAUCUUGAUUUAUUUUUUACUCCUUCAGCCAGCACACGACAAAUUAAAAAUGAAUCCCGCUGGCCUUAAAGUGUCUUUAUGAGACAGUUUCUCAAUUGUCCAAGUGUUUGGAGUAUUUAGGCCAUUGCCUUUUGUUUGUUUGUUUGUUUUACAUCUGAAGUGAAGUUGAUUUUUUUUUUUUUUUAAUGUAAAAGCUGGAUUUUUGAACGUGAAAGUUACAGAUGGCCAGAAAACUGUGGCUGUGUUGACUGAGCAGUGUUGCAUUCUAUAUUUUAAAGCCUUCCCGCUCUUUGUAGUCCAUUCUCUGUGCUGCCUGACUGGGCCACUCUGGGAGAAGAGGAUGCUCUACCUUCUGUUCCUUUAAAGAAGAAGUGUGGCGUUUAACCCAUUGGAUUCCUGAGACUGACAGUGGGGUGAUUUCUUUAAACUUUGACUGACUUGGAUAAAACGUCUGGCUAGGCGUAUGUUUUUGUCAUUUCCCACAUACUUUGGGAAGGUGUCUCUUUGUUGAGCAAUGUGAAAUUUUCUGAGGUGUUCAUCCCUAUUUUUGCUCAAGAGAAUGUGCUUGUGUACCCGAUGCAGUUCACAUAACGGCUGCCUGGUGGAAAUCUGGAAACUGCCUCCCCAAAUCUGGAUUAUAUUUAGUAGAUAAAGCAGUCAGUUCCUUUUCCUCGCUGCGUAUUGAUAGUCCACACACCGUCUGUUGGAGCAGGUUAUGGCUCAAUCACCUGCCAGUAAAGAAAGCGCCCCCUGAGUACCGGGAGGGGGCCCUUAGGAAGACCAGCAGGAGGAGAGGAGCGCUUCUCUGGGUGAAGACACGGCCCACCUGUGAACCCACUGAUACAACAUUGGCCUGAAAAUGAGGGGGGGUUUCUCUCUCUUUUUUUUUUCCUUUUUACAGCCACACCUGCAGCAUAUGGAAGUUCCCAGGCUAGGGUUCAAAUAGGAGUUGCAGCUGCAGGCCGACACCACAGCCACAGCAACAUGGGACCUGAGCCACGUCUGCGAGCUGCACCACAGCUACCUACACUGGAUCCUUAGCCCACUGAGUGAGGCUAGGGAUUGAACCCACAUCCACAUGGAGACUACGUUGGGUCCUUAACCAGCAGAGCCACAGUGGGAACUCCUAGAGGGUGUUCUUUAAAAGCUUUUCUUUGCCUGUCAGUACAAAACAUGAUUGUAUCUGUUCUUGUAAUGGGGUGUGUGUGUGUGUGUGUGUGUGUGUUCUGGGUUUUUUUGGCUGCAGCAUGUGGAAGUUCCAGGCCCAGGGAUUGAACCCAUGUCAUAGCAGCUACCUGAGCCACAGCAGUAACAACACUGGAUCCUUAACUCGCUGAGCCACCGUGGAACUCACUUGUAAUGUUUUCUUGAUCUUUAUGGAAUGUACAAAUCUACAGAACUUCUCUUCCUAGAGAAAUGGAAAACUGUCCUAGAAUUAAAAAAAAAAAACUUGUAUAGUUGAGUGGACAUGGAUAUGCAACACUUUGUCACUUUGCCGGAUUUAUUCCUUGGUAAUUAUUUUGUGUAUAUUCCCGUAAAUAUGGUAAUCUGUUUAUAUCCUUUUGUAUAUCACUGAUAUUGGGCAGAAGAAUAAAUUUACAUUUUUUUAAAUGGGACUAUUAAUUGAACUAUGUAUAUCUUUGAGGUCAGUUAUUUAAUUUCUGGUGCAUGUGUGUUUCCUUAGCCAUUUCAAUGCAGUCUCAGAGUCAUUGCUUAUAAAACCUGAAAAGGUUUUACUUGUUGAGAAAUCAGCUUUUGCCCCUAGCUGGACUGAUCUAGUGGGUCAUCUGUGUUUAAUGGUAACUCUAAGGAGCCUGAAUUCUAAAAGUGUUUCUUCAUUGUCCUGGCUGCCUUUCUUGUAAAAUUAAACAAAGGAUGCAGUUGCU
Molecule: messenger RNA, 5708 nt
Organism: Sus scrofa (pig)
Lineage: Eukaryota; Metazoa; Chordata; Mammalia; Artiodactyla; Suidae
Gene: NDC1
Product: NDC1 transmembrane nucleoporin
Biological process (GO): nuclear pore organization
Cellular component (GO): nuclear pore transmembrane ring
Molecular function (GO): protein-macromolecule adaptor activity
Source: RefSeq, a predicted model, not a curated record